GCUCCUCUGGACAAAACCCCACAUAGAGGGUCCAUCACGGACAGGGCCCACUGCCCAGGGGCGCGCACAGAGCUCCCUUUCUUUAAGAAAAGUCAAAGGGGAAUUCCUUAAGUUGGAUGCUGCGGUGAUGAGAAGCCUUUUCAUCCGGCUGUUUUUCAGAGCCUCCACUGGCUGCGUUAAUUACAGGGCCCGGGGCUGCACUUUGAGCUCACUGCGCUCAUGCAGGCUCUUGAGAAAAAGCCGCGCGUCUGAUUCUCACGACACAUAAAAACAAACUACACACACACACACACACACACACACACAUUCAAAUAGACGCGCACACGAAUGCUCGCGCCCGCCUGAACCAGCGGAACCAGUCAGCCAGCUGCAGCUCGGGGACAUUCCUGUCUUGUCUUCUGCAACUUCAGCCCGCAGACAGACACCAGUAGGGACGGACACCGUUGGAGGACAUGAGCUGUGUUUUUUAAAAGGAAUUUUCUCAGCAAGACUUGCGAGGAUGCGGAGCGCCAUUCCUCCAGCUCGACCUCAUUGAAACUUUUCACGAGAAACACAAAGCAGCGCAGAGGAAGGCGCAGGACCCCGCAGCCUGUCUGUCGGUCACCGGAGACGAUGUGAGACUAGAUCCACUUCGGCACGGGAACACCAUGGCUGUGGACGCGGCAUCCAGUUUCAGUUUCUGCCGACCGGCCGUGGAGUAUAGAGCGCUGCCUGAGGACUUCAAGCACCAGCUGAGUCGACGGACAGGUGGGAAUCUAACCUGGCAUGACGGGCGUGGGCAGAAAACAGCAGGAGGCAGGAGAGUGAAGUUGCUGCAGCAACCGGGGACAGAAGCCCUGCAGGUACUGAACACCUACAGGACAUCAACAUUACCGUUCCAGGACAACUACGGGAUAUAUCACACAAGCCCGACACAGCCCAGCCUGAUACGCCCCGUCGUGCUCUGGUCGCAACAAGAUGUUUGUAAAUGGCUGAAGAAACAUUGUCCACACAACUACCUUACCUACGUGGAGGCGUUUUCGCACCACGCCAUCACAGGCCGUGCGUUGUUGCGUCUGAACGGAGAGAAGCUGGAGAGGAUGGGACUUGUGCAAGAAACACUUAGGCAAGAGUUGCUCCAACAGGUGCUACAGCUUCAGGUGCAGGAGGAGGGACGCAACCUGCAGCUGCUCAGCAGAGGGGAGGGUUCCUUUGGUAAAAUAUCAUAGCAAGGUUGCUGGGACAAGUGGACUCUGAGGAAUUAUUGGAUAUUUACUCAAAUGUCAAACAGAUCGCUGGGAUAAAUACAUCCAGUGAGCAGCGAUAUCCAGACUCAUGCUGUCGCGUGGAAGUUGGCAGCUUUUCAUUCCUUAUCUGCAGGAUGAACAGACAUAAUCACUACGGACUGACUAUGAACUGUGAUGAAGAAGCUCCAUGACAAUCUGUUUUGUUAUCGCUUAAUUCUGUGUAACUAUUAUGAACAUUUUAUCUU
Molecule: messenger RNA, 1471 nt
Organism: Labrus bergylta (ballan wrasse)
Lineage: Eukaryota; Metazoa; Chordata; Actinopteri; Labriformes; Labridae
Source: RefSeq, a predicted model, not a curated record